AUGAUUCCAGCUACCGUCUCACAAUUAGUUAAUGACAAAUUCCAAGAAGCUCAAAAGAAUGAAAAUGUUGUCUUCAAGAAAUUAGAAUCAAAAAUUGUUAAGGAUUCUGAAAGUGGUAUGCGUUUUUUUGUAUCAUUAGUACCAAGUUUAAAUGAAAAACCAGAAUUUGGUCAAACUGAUGCUUCAAAGGAUCCAUUAGCUGAAAAUGAACCAGAAUUAUUAGUACUAGAUGAUCUGGAUGGUUCAGGUGCUUUAAAAUUAGUAUUAAAUAAAUUUCCAAUCACUGAAAAUCAUUCACUUUUAAUUACAAAUGAAUUUAAAGAUCAAAUGUCUGCUUUAUCUCCAGAAGAAUUGAUGACAAGUUAUAAAUUAAUUACAAAAAUGGAUAAUGAAGAUGAAAAUAAAAGACAUAUGAUUAUUUAUAACUCUGGUCCCCAAUCUGGUUCUUCUCAAAGUCAUAAACAUUUACAAUUGAUCGAAUUACCACAAAAAUUUAUUCCUUUCCAAGAUAUUUUAACUAAUGGUAAAGAUCAUUUCUUACCAAGUAUUAAGGAUGAACCAUUACAAGAUAAUAAAGUUUCUUUUGCUCAUUUUGUUUUACCAUUACCAGAAGAAUCUGAAGAAGUCACCGAAGAUCUUUUAGCUAUGUGUUAUUUCUCACUUUUACAAAGAACUUUAACUUUCUUUCAAGAUUGGUUAAAUGAAACUCCAGAUUUAAUUAAAAGUUAUAAUUUACUUUUAACUAAAAAAUGGAUUUGUUUAGUGCCACGUUCUAAUAUUAAAGCUAAAACCUUAGACGUUGGUUUCAACGCUUUAGGUUAUGCUGGUAUCUUAUUGAUUAAAGAAAAAGAAACCUUUGACAAAAUCGUUGAAACUCCAAAUGUGGUGAACGAUUUAUUAUUUGAAUGUGGUUUCCAAAACACUGCCGGUGUUAAACCUAAUGAAUACAACUACUAA
This is a messenger RNA of Maudiozyma saulgeensis, 957 nucleotides long. The record is from the annotation of a GenBank genome assembly. NCBI's taxonomy places the organism in Eukaryota, Fungi, Ascomycota, Saccharomycetes, Saccharomycetales, Saccharomycetaceae.